AUGAUCUGUAAUAAUUCAGUCAAUAUAUUUCUUAUUGGUCUUGUAUCAAGUAUGAAAACAGAUAUUCGAACAACUAAUGUCGAUCAGCAACAAUUGAUGACAUUUGCAUAUGUGUUUUCUGUGACAAUAAUGGUUGUAUUUGCUCUAUUAUCAAAUAUAUUAUCUGCUGAUACAUUUUACCGAGCACAAAUAAGAUCAACCUCUGUUGGAUUUCAUCUUCUUCUUUACAGUUGUUGUUCAAUAUCUGUAUUUCUUUUACUUGAGUUUCGUCUCAUUCAAUUAUUAGACUCUCUCAAUUAUGAAUCAUUUUUUUCUAUAUGCAAUGUGAUCACUCCUAUAUCAUCGAUACUUACACGAAUAUGUCUUUGGAUGAAUGGACUUAUUGGAUUACAACGAGCCUUUCAAUCAUUUGAAUUAGGUUUUCUAUGGAAUCAAAUUCGUUCUCGAGUAGCAGGAAUCAUGCUAGUUGUACUGGUAUCAAUUUGUGUAUCUUUAAUGCAUAUACCAGAGCUAAUUUCUAGACGAACAUUGCCAGAUCCAGUGAUCGCAGGCAAAUUUGUUUGUCAAAUAAGAUAUUCAGAAGAACUAUUGGCAUUGAAUACAAUAUUCUCAUUUAUUCAUGUGUUCGUGCCUGUUUCACUUAAUAUGUUGGCUAAUUGUUUAAUUUUGGCUUCAAUUAGCCGUCGAAAAGCCAAUAUUCAUAGAACAAGAUAUUGGUCACAAUGGAUUAGACAGUUUCAUCGUCAUGGUCAUCUCUUUAUUUCACCAACAUUAACUAUAGCAUGUAUUUUACCACAAUUGGUACUUACAUUAUUAUUCUCAUGUGUUAAUAUCAACAGUAAAUGGCUUUUAAGAUUGAAUACUUCAUUUGCUUUGAUUAUUCAUAUACCACAAGCAGCAACUUUCUUCCUAUUCAUUGUGCCUUCUCGUGCCUAUUUUGAAGUAUUCCGACAUCAUUCUUGGUUAGGGAAGCAUCUGUACCGUCUACGAAGACGACAUAAUACAAUUAUACCAAUAACAACAUUGAAUGCUGGCACAGCAAUGAGAAUACGAACUGAACAAUAA
Rotaria sp. Silwood1 is the source of this 1065-nucleotide messenger RNA. NCBI's taxonomy places the organism in Eukaryota, Metazoa, Rotifera, Eurotatoria, Philodinida, Philodinidae. The record is from the annotation of a GenBank genome assembly.